AAUCAUUUUAUCUUAAUUAACUAAGUUACGUUCUUCUUCUUGUCGGUGUAAGAAACAGACCGAUAGAGAGACAGAGAGAGAGAAUGUUGGAGUUGAUAAAAGAAAAGGUGGUGAUCAUGUUGAAUGCAUGUGAAGGUCGUGUAUACAAAGAGAUGGCCAAGUUUGGAGCAGAUAUGAGUUCAAAGUAUGGGAUAUCUCCGAGCACUGCAAUAUCACUGAUCCUGGGCUUCGUUUGCUUGUACAUGUUGGGGAGGCGUCUCUGGGAGCCGAAGCCGAAGUCGAAGCCGAAGCCCAAGCCCGUUCUUGAAAGGUCCAAGUCAUUGGCAAACAUAUAUGGGGGUGAUUUUGCACUGAGGAGACUUGAAGACCAUAACAUAGCCAAGGCCAUACCCUACGUUUUCGAACGCAGUGAUCUUGUUUUGAAGGGUCUGCUUGAGGAAGAACAUCUUGACUUGAAGAAGCUCCAGAGCGUGAUGGCAAGGCUGGAGAUGGCAGGAAAGGAAGAAGAAGGAGUGAAGUUACUGAAAGAAGCAAAAGAAAAGAAUAUUCAAUUGGAAAAAUCUCAUCACGUUUACGAGAUUGACAUGUUGCUUGUCGAAAUGCUCAUCUACUUGGGAAAACAUGAUGAAGCCAAGAGUUGUGAAUGCUUGAAACAUCAAGAAAUGAUGCUACUUGAUGCUCGACGUCCACUCUUUAAGGCAAUUAUAUAUGGAAUGAGGGAAGAUUGGAUAACAGCUGAAAGUUUUUGGAGGAAAUUCGAAGAUAUGAGGGAAGACAUCAUGAAAAUGGUGGGGCAGGAAGGUCCUUGUCCUGAAAUUAAAGGUUUCGAAAACUUCAAAGAGGAAAUCCAGCAUCUUCAUAAUCAAAUUGAUCAUAAGUCUCAGCGCAGUGAUCUUAUUUUGAAGCGUCUGCUUCAGGAUCAACAUCCUGACUUGAACAAGCUCCUGAGUGUGAUAACAAGGCCGGACAUGGCUGGAUCAAUGGGAGAUGAAGGAGUGAAGUUACUAAGGGAGGCAGCCGAAAGGAGAAGAGCUGAGGCUCGCAAAUCUUUUGACGUUAACGAUAUUGAAAUGUUACUUGUCGAGUUGCUAAUCUAUCAGGGAAAACCUGAUGAAGCCUUGAAAUGUCAAUGCUUGAAUCCAGAAAAUGCACUUGACGCUCGACGUCCACUCUUCAAGGCAGUGAUAUAUGGAAUGCGGAAUGAGUGGGGAAAGGCGGAAAGAUUUUGGAAUGAAUUCGUAAAUGUGAAAGGAAAAUCUAUGGCAAACGUGGGACUGGACGGCCUUUUCCAUGAAAUUACUGAUUUCCAAGUGUUCAAAGAAAAAGUCCAACAUCUUCGGAAUCAAAUCACCAACAAAAUUCCUUCAACAUAAUACUAUGAUGUCGCAGUAUAUGGUGAAGCAAAUAUUUGUUAUUCUAUAUCAUAUCCAUUUCAAUGUUUUUCUAUUUAUUUAUUGUAAUAAAAAUACAUUACUCUGUUUUACAUUCA
Molecule: messenger RNA, 1489 nt
Organism: Prosopis cineraria
Lineage: Eukaryota; Viridiplantae; Streptophyta; Magnoliopsida; Fabales; Fabaceae
Exons: 7
Coding region: 84-1373 (429 amino acids)
Source: RefSeq, a predicted model, not a curated record